Messenger RNA from Arabidopsis arenosa, 1904 nucleotides. The record is from the annotation of a GenBank genome assembly. NCBI's taxonomy places the organism in Eukaryota, Viridiplantae, Streptophyta, Magnoliopsida, Brassicales, Brassicaceae.
GCACGUAUCUUCUUCUUCUUCGUCUUUAAUCAAACCAAUUUAUUACUCUGAUUAUUAUUUCGCAAUUAGGUAAAAAACCACCGGAGUUUCGAUUUUCCGAUCAUCAGCAAUCAACUUCUUCGCCGGAGAUCACCAAACACGAACUAAUCACAGUUCUCGAAUUAACUGAAAUCGAAUCUAAGAAGAUGAAGAGGAAGAACAAAGGUAGGUGAUGAAUAUUGAGAUCGAUUUUCAAUCAACGUUUAACGAAGAUGGUGAUGAUUUCUCAUAACUUGAAUUUGAUUUUGGUGAUCAUAAUCGUAAUCGGAGGAUCUGUUUCUUCCUCGGCGGCUAAUUUCACCGAGCCUUGUAACGGAAGAUGCGGUGGAUUGACUCUGCCUUAUCCUUUCGGAUUUUCAAACGGUUGUUUGAUCCGAUUUGAUUGCUCUACGGUGGAGAAACCGAUGAUCGGAGACUUUUCCGUCCAAAACGUGACGGAAGACGGUAUAUUUGUCGGUCUCCCUCACAAUUGUACUCGGAAGAUUGAAGAUAUGAGACCGCUAUUCAGCGAGCAUUUCGCACCGACGUCGGAGAAUAGUUUCCUAAUGGAGGAUUGUGUGAAUACAACUGAUGGAUGCUCUAUCAAGCAGAAGUUCUUGGAGAAUGUGCUGAAUCUGGAAAGUUGCGAUUCCUCGGGAAACAUAAGCUGUUUUUCUUUAGAUAGUAAUUCGAGUUUGAGGAAUUCAGCUAAGUUUUUCAGUAUGAAGGAAUUGAGGAACAGCUCGUGUAGUUUGUUGUUCUCGUCGAUAGCUUUCGAGUCUGUAGGUGUGAAUGCGGGUAUAGCGCUAGAGUUUGAGCGAGUUAGGUUAGGUUGGUGGCUAAAGGGAGGUUGCGAGAGCGGAACUUGCGCGGCUAACACCAAUUGUACAGACGUUGAAACUCCUCAUGGAUAUGCAGGACACCGGUGCUCAUGUCUUGACGGUUACCAUGGAGACGGAUACAUCAACCCUUGCCAGAGAGCACUACCGGAAUGCCGUGGUUCCAAGCUCGUCUGGCGACAUUGUAGAUCUAAUCUUGUUACUAUUAUAGGAGGAACUGUUGGUGGAGCGUUUUUACUAGCUGGCUUGGCUCUUUUGUUCUAUUGUAAGCGGAGACGGUCUACUCCUUUGAGAAGCCAUUUAAGCGCAAAGCGGCUUUUGUCUGAAGCUGCAGGGAACUCAAGUGUCGCCUUUUUCCCUUACAAGGAAAUCGAGAAAGCAACAGAUGGUUUCUCUGAAAAGCAGCAGCUAGGAGUAGGCGCAUACGGUUGUAUCGAUGAGAUUAUAGACCCCAUUCUUGACCUGGAUCUCGACGCAUGGACUCUCUCAUCAAUACACACAGUGGCUGAGCUCGCAUUUCGAUGCUUAGCCUUCCACAGCGACAUGAGACCGACAAUGACUGAAGUAGCAGACGAGCUCGAACAGAUACGACUCAGCGGUUGGAUUCCAAACAUGAGCUUGGAUUCACCAGCCGGUUCUCUCCGGUCAUCUGAUCGAGGAAGCGAACGAUCAGUUAAACAAUCAUCAACAGGAAGCAGAAGAGUCAUUAUCCCUCAGAAACAACUGGAUAACCUCGCUUCCGUUGAAGAGAUUAGCGAUAGCUCACCUAUCUCAGUUCAAGAUCCUUGGUUAAGUGCACAGAGCUCACCUUCUACAAAUACACUGCUCGGUAACAUUCCAAGGUGAUAAUGAGAUCUGAAAACACUUUUACCACUUUCUUGUUUAUAUAUAAGUCCCUCUUUUGUGUAGCUUUCACAAUCGUUCAGUGUUUAUAAUGCUAAGUAGAGAGAUUAACAAUGGAGAAAACAGGUUUAUACUUGAGUUAUAAUGUAAACGAUCUUGAAACAAGAUCUUUCACUCAGUACCACAUAAAUUUUAGUAAGAAUC